This is a messenger RNA of Phytophthora nicotianae INRA-310, 1315 nucleotides long. RefSeq lists its product as hypothetical. The transcript has a single exon. Bases 17 to 1315 code for a protein of 432 amino acids. The record is from RefSeq and is a predicted model, not a curated record. NCBI's taxonomy places the organism in Eukaryota, Oomycota, Peronosporomycetes, Peronosporales, Peronosporaceae.
GCCAGUUCGAGGAAAGAUGAUGAAGCUCUUCUGUGCGAUUGUUGGUGUGGCGGGAAGCGCGUUCUCGGUUGAAGUAGACGGAGGCAAGACGGUGGAUGACUUGAAGAAGGAAAUUAAGAAGGAGAAGCCCAAUAAGAUCCAGUGUGAUGCUGACGAGCUGCAGCUCUUCCUUGCGAAAAAAGGCGGCGGGUGGCUGCCAGACAACGAAGACCUGGACACGUUGCUUCAGAGCGAAAUCGACACUUCAUCGUAUUUGCACAUGCGUGCGUCGUGGAAGCUAAGCAAGCCGAACCUUUUCGGGCCUGGCGUUUCGCUCGGAGAGGACGUAGUUCACGUGCUGGUGGUGGUUCCGGAGGGUGCAGUUGGUUCAGCGAGCGAGGCUUCUACGUUGGCGCGAAUGUCAGCAAAAUUAGAUGACCUACACAAUCAAGCUAUAGGGAAACGCAAAUAUGUCCACUCGGAGGUAACCUCGACUCAAGGCAGGCAGCUUCUGAACGACUUAGAUAUUCGGGUGGAAUUUGUGCGCACAGUUCCGUUCGCUGCUGGAGAGGGUUCUUCGGUUGGCCCAUUCGAGUGGAAGAGAGUUAUUAUUGAAAACGGCGAAGAGGUCGUGCUCACUGAGGAGCAGCAGCGCAAACUAUAUCUUGAGUACGUGGAACGCAACAUUGGCGAUGUGCUUAUGAAGAAGCAGCUUUCCGUGAUCGGCGUGGAAAGAGGCACAAACAUUCUCACUGUUGAAGUUCCUGGUCGCGAAAUUGAGCUUGCUGGACGUACCGAUCUCCUCAUACUGAGUGAUCUUGUAAAGAUGAGGCCGUCCGAGGUACGGUACUUGCCUGGAGUGAAGAUGCUGAUUGAAGUGAAGAGAGACGUUAAACCAAGCAACGACUUUCAGGCUUUGUCGGAGCUGAUCGCUUUGGAUCUGAUCGCUGGCGAUCCAGUAAUGGCGCUACUUACUGAUUUGAAAGGUGAGUGGUUAUUCUUCUGGGUGGCCGAGAAGAUAAACAACUCGGCCCGUAUCUGCAAAGCGGCAAUCAACGAGCCAAGUGAGGCUUUCGAAGUGAUAAAAGCGCUACUUGCGCAGCCACCGACUGCUGGUACUGCCACCGAGAUCACGCUACCGUGUUUCCAACUUCCCGUGAAGAGAUUGAAGCUGAGAGAGGCGUUACCAGCUACCGGAGAAGGUGGUGGUGCAAUUCGUGAGAGCAUCGAACGAUACUAUGACAUCGCCAGCAUGUUAGGCCCCGAUAUUGAAAUGGCGCGUUCUGUAGCUAGGCAGGUCACUCGAUCUAUUCCUACGUUGAGUUAUUUCAGCUAA